AUGAAGAUUUUGGAGAGGAGGGAUAAAGUUCUGAGGAACAAAAGGAUCCCUUUGCUGAGUUUUGUGGGAUUGCAGUGGUUCUACAGAGGAGACUUGGGAGCCACAUGCAAAGAGGAAGUUGAAGUUCGGGACGUGGUACGACAAGCAGGUCGAGAAUGUAGUGGCCCCAUUAUAAGCAGCGGUUGGCAAGCCCACCUCGAUGUAGCGGCCCCAGUUUGGGUAGAUGCAGACUUGUCUGGGUGUAGUGGCCCCAGUACAUGUGUUUUGAGGUGCGGAUCUCUAGUGUUGUGGCCUUGUGAGGUCGGGUUUUGUGGUCGUUGUGACGUUUUGUGUUGGGAUUCGAGGUCGAAUCCAGUUUAG
Messenger RNA from Microthlaspi erraticum, 360 nucleotides. The record is from the annotation of a GenBank genome assembly. NCBI's taxonomy places the organism in Eukaryota, Viridiplantae, Streptophyta, Magnoliopsida, Brassicales, Brassicaceae.